Messenger RNA from Dendrobium catenatum, 477 nucleotides. RefSeq lists its product as uncharacterized. Lineage: Eukaryota; Viridiplantae; Streptophyta; Magnoliopsida; Asparagales; Orchidaceae. The record is from RefSeq and is a predicted model, not a curated record. Bases 1 to 477 code for a protein of 158 amino acids. The transcript has a single exon.
AUGAAUAGUUCUGCCCCAGUAGUUGGUUCAUAUACAGUUUCACAAUUUGCUACGUUGGUUGCUCAGAUGAUGAGUGAGAUACAGAAUACCGUUUCUGCUGUUAGAUCUGAAGAUGUAGAUCGACAUCUACAAAUGUUUCUUAGAUUGAAUCCUCCGAGAUUUGAGGAUUGGUUGAUGAGGUUCGAAAAAACAUUUGACGGUAUGCAAUGCCCUUCCGAUAGGAAGGUACUGUUAGCAGUUUUUCUGUUGGAAGAUGAAGCGGAGCGCUGGUGGAUGGGCCAGCAGGAGGAGAAAUUCCAAGGUAAACGGAACUCUCUGAUUACAUGGGAAGAACUUUCUGAAGUAUUUAGAUCUUGGUUUAUACCCCCUUCUGCAAGACAACAAAUGCAGGAGAUAUUUUUGAGAUUGGUUCAGGGGAGCAAGACAGUUAUGCAGUACAAGGUUGAGUUUACUGUGUUAGGCAUAUAUGCUCCAUAG